Molecule: messenger RNA, 2210 nt
Organism: Periophthalmus magnuspinnatus
Lineage: Eukaryota; Metazoa; Chordata; Actinopteri; Gobiiformes; Gobiidae
Gene: tlcd5a
Product: TLC domain containing 5a
Exons: 4
Coding region: 316-1041 (241 amino acids)
Cellular component (GO): membrane
Source: RefSeq, a predicted model, not a curated record
UAAUUUCACUGAAUCGGCUCUAGCAAUGAACGUAUGGAUGAAUGUCAUUUAGGGAUGCUGACGAGGGCGAUGCUCCGAACAACUACAAGGGCUAUGGGUCUUUUUUUUUUCAUAAGAUGAAAAUGAGGGCGCAUGCUUACUAACGCUCAAGUGUUUAGGUAAUAGAAGUGUGCGUGCAUACGUCAGCAGAAGAGACGUCCUCCUCAGCGCGCGAGCUCCUCAGCUGUCAACUGUAGGACUAAUUGUUCUCCUACAAAGGACUGUACAGUCCAUGUCUUUGGACGUAAUUUCAACCCUUUUUACUUCUAAAACACAAUGGAAGUUAUUGUGGCCUGUGCAUUUCUUUGCCUUUGUUUUUGGACUGCUCUCUACUUUACCCUAUGUAGGGUUAAUAGAUUGCAUAGUUAUGAAUGGAAUUGUCGCCUUGUGACCCUGUUGCAUGGCAUCUCAGCAAUAUGCACCACCACAUUCAUUGGCUAUGUGGAUGGACCAUGGCCUUUUGAUAAUCCAGGCACCCUGAAUACACCUCUACAGAUAAGUGCCUUGGUGUUUAGCCUGGGUUACUUUAUGUUUGACAUGGCUUGGUGUGUUUACUUCCGCACAGAAGGUCCUGUUAUGCUCGCCCAUCACACUGUUAGCAUCCUGGGAAUCCUAUUGACCCUGUGGCUGGGGGAGUCUGGCAUCGAAUCUUGUGCAGUGCUCUUUGGCACUGAAAUCACAAACCCUCUUUUGCAGACGCGCUGGUUCCUGAAACAAACUGGACACUACGAUACCACACUUGGACACAUUGUUGACAUACUGUUUGUGCUUCUAUUUAUUGUAAUGCGCGUCUUUGUGGGAGGCACAAUGCUGUAUUGUGAACUGAUCUCUCCAAGACCAAGAUUCUUUAUUAAGUGUGUGGGUGUGGCCAUGUACGCUUUGUCUUGGAUAUUCGUGGUGGACAUUGUUCAAUUUGCCAUAAGGAAGAGCACCAACUGGCACAGACAACAAAAAGAUCACAAAACUACAGCAGUAAAUUGUCUUAAUGACAAAAAGGACUAGGCCUAAUAGAAAGUAUUAUCCACAGAUUUCAAAAUAACCUUUGUAUUCACACCAGUUUCCAGUUUUUCAAUAUUUUAAUAAAGCUAAUAUAUUGUAGUUUAUAUAAUGUGCACAUGUCACUUUCUAAUAAUUUGUGUAAAUAUUGACUGGAAACUAAAAUCCAAUGCUCUCAGGUCUUAAAACAUGUUUUUUUUUAUUUAUUUUUUUUAUUAUUAUUAUUGUUUUGUAGGUCUGUGUGGAACUACUCAUGUUUAUUAACCAUUUUGUAGAUAUGUAGUAUGUAUGGAUGAACAUUUAACCUCCUAAGACCCAAGCUCUUGCAUGACAUGCUUUAUUAAUUUCUCUUUAUUAUUUAGGCUGAUUUGGACCUGAUGAGUGUAAAAACAAAGAAUUGUCUUUUUACAUUAUGUAGUUUCUGAGAAAAGCGAUGCAAAACAAAUGUCCUCAUAUGGUGACAUUUUAAUGAUUUUGAUAAAACAUUUGAAUAAUGAUUUGCAAAAACUAUUACUACUAUUAUUUGUCCUGAAUGUAAAAACAAAAUCAGAAACAACAAUUGUGCCUCUUGGAACAAUGUCUCUCAUGUGAAGUGCUGCUGACAAAGCAGGAAGACAUAUGCCUUUACAAAAAAAAAAAAAUAAUAAAAUAAAAUAUUCUAAACAUUCUAUACUUUAACAAAUUUUCUAAAUUGAAUAUAUUUACAUUGUUUUUGUUCUUGUAUGCUGUUAUUCUUCAUCAAAAAAUUUGCAUUGUGGCCUAGACAACCCAAAAUGUGUUGUCCACAUACGUGGACGCCAGGUCCUAGGCGGUUAAUGCUCAUCCACACAUAGCCAUUAUUUAUUUCUAUAUUAAAUGUGUUUACGUUAUACUAUUUAACACACAGUGCUAUGUUUUUGUAUAAGUGGCUGUGCCUUAAAUAAGGACUUCUAAUUUAUAUGAUGUCUUGACAAACAAACUUGCAAUUACUGUGAUUGUCCACAUGAUGGUGUCAUCGUAACUCUUUGGUUAAAUAUCAAACGGCAUGUGUACUUCACUGAGUUAUGUUCAGAUAGAGACUGAUACAGCAUGUUUUUCUAUAUUUCACCAUCAGGCGAUUUUUUUAUUUAUUAUUUUAUUGUUUAUGAUUGUAUAAUGUGUGUUUUUUAUGGAUAAAGUGGCCAGCCUGCAUCCUC